AUGAUGGACGCGCACGAAAUUGAACAGUUCUUCGCAGAACAAGAGGCAAUCAUGAGAAUGCCUGACGGUGACAUAGAUUCGCAUAUUGCUACCAUUCCAGCGGCGUCUCACCGAAACACGAACAGCGAACCUGGAAGGGAGGACGGACUUCCCAACGACACCGUCAAAUUGCCUAGUGGUGGUGCUGAGUCAGUUCCCCAGCACGAGCUGGCCUUCCAAUCGAAGCCAACGAGCGGGCGGAAACGGCUUCCUAGCGACGAUAUAGAAUCCCGUUCAAAACGACCCAGGACCUCUCCCGCGCCCCCAAAACAAAGCAAGGCCCGUGUACCAGAAGGAUUCAAGUGCGCUCUCCAGCUCAACAUUGAACCUAUCCCUAAUUACGAUGCCAAGGCCCAAGCUCCACAAGACGCGACGUGCAGGGAGGAUACAUUUGCGUCUGAGUCUCCUGCACCUUUUGAUGUCACCGAAGACAUAAGCGUGUUCACUGAACCGACGGUCGGUUUUACCAAACCCCAGUCCCCACAGCGCCGCAUUGGGAACAAACGCUCCGCCAGGCAGGAGCCACAAGUGCAAGCCAACGGCAAAAAUGGAACGAAGAAGGCUCUACAAUUUGUGCAGCUUCAGGGAGGCGGAGUGAGUAGCAAGUUAGGAGCGGCAGCUCUGAGUUCUUCACCCAUUGAAGAGCCCACACCUUUGCCAUCGAAUGACAAACCAAAAACCCGCAAGGCCAGCCCUGACUCCCCUUUGAAAGGUGUCGAGCGCCAGAUGUCGGCCCACGCGACCACUAAUAAAGGAACGAAAGUGGUAAAGUUAGCAGACCGCGCGAAGAAACACCCUGAAGCAGGACCCUCAUCUAUAGCAGAUCUAUCGUCGAGCUCACGCACCGCCGACACUGUAGAUUGUGCGGAACCAGGCCCUUCAAAGGGAAAGAAGGUCCCCGCCAAAGCAUCCGCGAAGGUGGCCAAAUCCGUAACAAAGACCAAGGACAAGAGCAAGAAAGGCCCCAAAUGCACCCCAUACGAAUACGCUCUUUCGCUUCAAGAGAAGAUGUUACUUAGAGCCGAAAAGCCUAAAGAGCAUAAAUUUCAAUUUCUCAAAGGAAAGGUCUUCUUCUACAUCGGAAGUGAUAUGAUUUACGCGAGCCAGUCCACCCGUGGCCGCAUGGAUUACGUACGUGCCCUGCUCUCGGAGAAAUAUCACCAUCAAUCCUCACACGAAGUACAGAUUGUCAGACAUGGAGGCACCCUCCUCCCUGCCUACGAUCCUGCUCGUCUUACCCACAUUGUUACCGAUACAGUGAAAGCGUCGACUUUACGCGCCCUUGGCGUGAAAUCCCUGCGAGAAGUCCCGAAGCGCAUUCCCAUUGUUACAUGGACUUGGGUAUCAGCGGGGCUUGGGAGGAAGCGGCGAGCCAACAAUCAAAGUCGAGAUGAAUCGGAAAUUGAAAUUGACGACGUGUUUGAACACGCUGCUUUCAACAGCGAAGUCAGCUUUUAUGCGGAAACCUAUGGAAGGGGCAAACAACCUUCGCGCGUGGCUAAGGGUGAUACUGUUAUUGAUCUCAAUGAAAUUGAAGGAGAGUGUGUAGAGAAUGGUUCAAGCCGUAACUCGUCGUUCACACCAACUAUCCCCAAGGGUUCAAAACCUCAAACAUCAGGGGGUAAUUCGCCUUCACCACGCUGGUCGGAUUUAGAAGCGUCCACAGAACCAGGCAGCUUACGCUUGAAUAAGGAAGACCCGUUCGCGAAGUUUUACGAACAAGCACAGGCUGAACUCGAGGGAGAAUCUUCCGCUCCUUCUGGGACCGAGGCCGAGGACAACGAUGAAAGUGAUCCAGGGACUGAUGAUGAAGAUUUCAAGCCAUCGCAUCCUCCUAUCAAGAGAGGAUUCGCGUGCGAUAGAAAGGAACCUCAACUAAUCACGAGUCCGAAUCAGGAUGUUGUCGACAAGAUCCAACAAUUGAUGAAUCUUCAUAAAGCCAAGCCAAGCGUAGAAGACAGAUGGCGGGUCUUUAGUUAUGGAAAAUGCACGCCUCUCCUCAGUCUAAGGGCGUUGCGCAACCAUCCUACCCGCAUCAAAUCAUUUAAGGAAGCAAGAUCCAUUCGCGGUGUGGGUGAGAAGACGGCGCGAAAGAUCAUGGAGAUUCUGGAAACCGGCGAUUUGAAGCGUAUUGGAUAUGAACGCACAGAAGACGUAGAGGUAUGCUCCCUCUUCCAAGGAGUGUAUGGUGUUGGGCAAUCUACAGCACAAAAAUGGUACGCUAAUGGAUGUAGGACACUUGAGGAUUUGAAGAACGGCAAAAGCGGAGUAAAACUUUCUCCCGCUCAGGAAAUUGGGUUAAAAUUCUACGAUGACAUAAACGCCCGGAUGCCUAGGGAUGAGGCCAAAGCCCUCUUCGAUCUGAUUAAGCCCAUCGCGCUGAAUAUUGACCCCGAUUUAUUUGUGGACAUCAUGGGUAGCUAUCGAAGAGGGAAGUCCACUUGUGGGGAUAUCGAUAUACUGAUUACUCGCAACCCCGCUGACGGAAAGACACAUGCUGGUGUUUUGCCCACUCUGUUAUCAAAACUACACGAAAUCGGAAUCAUAACAGAAGACUUGGCAAUUCCAGAGGGGGAUGACGAAGAGAACGUUUACCGCGGUCUGUGUAGACUCCCCGAGCCAGGCUCUCGGCGGCGGCGAAUUGACUUUCUGACCGUUCCCUGGACAUCUCGCGGCGCAGCGUUGCUAUAUUAUACGGGCGACGAUAUCUUCAACCGGGCAAUGAGAUAUAAAGCUAACGUUAUGGGAUACUCACUCAACCAAAGAGGGCUGUAUUCCGGCGUGGUGCGCGACCCCCAAGACCGACGGAUCAAAACCAAUAAAGGGUCAUUGAUAGCUUCGGAGACUGAACAAGAAAUAUUCAGGAUAUUGGGCGUGCCAUGGCAAGAGCCACAUGAGCGCUCCGAUGUUGUACUAUCCGCACCAUGGACUAUUGGUUACUGUAGCAUUCGCUAUGCAUCAUCAUCACCAAGCCCCGAGUCUCGACAUACUGCUCACUAUGAGAGCUUGGAUACUAAUGCCGAGGCUCUGAUGCAGAGGAUGGUCAAAAUCGUAUAUAAUAUGCUCAUCCAACGCGGUACGUACUCACUUCAGUACAGCACCUCUUCCGGCAUUAUGUGGGCGGCCAUAAUCGCCACGAUUCCCCUUGCACUUUCGGCGACUGCCAAUGCAUUCGCAGGAGACGCAACGUUCUUCGCUCCAGGACUAGGCGCCUGCGGCGCCGUCAGCCAACCCACGGAUCUCAUUGUUGCGCUUUCUCCUGCCCAGUUUGCUGGAGGUGCCAAUUGCUUCCGCCACACUGGCAUUAACUACGGAGGGAAAUUCAUCGAUGCCACAGUCGUCGACCUCUGCCCUGGAUGCGCCGGGGAUAGUAUCGAUCUAUCUCCCUCAGCGUUCCAAGCGCUUGAGAAUCCGGAUGUCGGCAGAAUCCAGGUCAACUGGAACUUCGAGUGA
Pleurotus ostreatus (oyster mushroom) is the source of this 3492-nucleotide messenger RNA. RefSeq lists its product as uncharacterized. Gene Ontology annotation, cellular component: nucleus. Gene Ontology annotation, biological process: double-strand break repair via nonhomologous end joining. The record is from RefSeq and is a predicted model, not a curated record. The coding region runs from base 1 to 3492 and encodes 1163 amino acids. NCBI's taxonomy places the organism in Eukaryota, Fungi, Basidiomycota, Agaricomycetes, Agaricales, Pleurotaceae. Gene Ontology annotation, molecular function: DNA binding; DNA-directed DNA polymerase activity. The transcript is spliced from 23 exons.